AUUUGGAAAAGAAGAGCCCAAAAAGAGUGUGAAGUAAUGUGACAAAUGAUCAUUGUUAGUUCACACUGCAUUUUUCUCAUGAUAGGAAGUGUAAACUGAACCCUGAAGUAAUGUGGACAAACAGCAACCACAACAUUUCUAGGCUCAAACGUAUACGCCCAGGGCAUGCUUGUGUGACUCUGAGUGCCACAUUGACAUUCUUUUUGAUAUAUCACUCUGAAGAAACUUGCCUACAGUCGCUCUAUCUGGUGGAAGCAAAAGAUAAUAACUACAUCCACUGUGACGAGUUCAUCUAAACCUGUAAUGAUGGCAGAUCAUGGUGAACCUUGCACUGGGUCAGAUGCAUCCUAUUGCAUGAAUGGAGGAAAAUGCUUUAAAAUACCCUCAAUGUCCACACUCACCUGUUUAUGCAAUAACAACUAUGUAGGCAGCAGGUGUGAGCAAUUCCAACUGGAGAGCACAUCAGACAACAGCUUUAACACAGGCAUGAUCGUUGCUAUCGUCAUCCUCCUCAUCCUCAUCCUGUUGGUGCUGGCUGUGAUCAUCUACUACAUCUGCAAAGUGCAAAGGAAAGCAUCAAGAAAUACAAGGGCCAUACCAUGAUCCCAACAUUGAGCAGUAUAAAUGAUCUCAUUGAAGGAUAUAAAUCGACUUCUGAGGCAUAUCUUAAUACUUUCUUAAUAUUUAAAGUGACACAUGUAAAUAGUUAUUUUCAAAUAUUUUUUUUUUUCAAAAAGAAUUUAACAUAUUAAUCUCUUCAGACUAAAGAUUAUAUUCCAGAUAAGGAAAUAUUAUAAUAAUGUAAUACAUUUCAAAUAAAGUUAUUACUCUCGUCAGUUUGAACCUACUGGCAACAUAAACUUUAAGGAAAAUGUCUU
Ictalurus furcatus (blue catfish) is the source of this 878-nucleotide messenger RNA. Its product is annotated as pro-neuregulin-4, membrane-bound isoform-like. NCBI's taxonomy places the organism in Eukaryota, Metazoa, Chordata, Actinopteri, Siluriformes, Ictaluridae. Bases 304 to 603 code for a protein of 99 amino acids. The transcript is spliced from 5 exons. Gene Ontology annotation, biological process: positive regulation of cell population proliferation; positive regulation of mitotic nuclear division; epidermal growth factor receptor signaling pathway. The record is from RefSeq and is a predicted model, not a curated record.